ACCCCACGGGCGAGUCGCACGCUCGCUGGAGUAAACUACUACUACACGCGCAAAAAUAAAACUGACAGGGAAAAAAAAAAAUCCCCAAACCACUCCUCCGCUCCCUCCCCCCUCCCAUGCCUCCUCCCCUCGCCGCCGCCGAAGCCGAGGAGAGUAGGACGACCGCCACCUGUAGCGCCGCCGAAGCCGCCACCGGCCGUGGCCUCCCGCGGAGCCGUCGCUGCAUCUACUCCACGGGCGCAGGCGGUAGCCGUCGCAGGGGCGUCCUGUGAGCCCGGGGGCGGGGUCGGGGGAGGGCGAUGGCGCCGGCGAGGAGGAAGCGCGCGGCGGCUGCUGCCGCGGCUGCCGCGGAGGCCGCGGCCAAGUGGAAGGUGGGCGACCUCGUGCUCGCCAAGAUGAAGGGCUUCCCAGCGUGGCCGGCCAUGAUAAGUGAGCCAGAGCAAUGGGGCCUGUCUUGUGUUAAAAAGAAGCUGCUGGUCUAUUUCUAUGGUACUAAACAAAUUGCUUUCUGCAGUUAUGCUGAUCUUGAGGCAUUCACCGAAGAGAAAAAGAGGUCUUUACUUGCCAGGCGACAUGGUAAAGGGGCUGAUUUUCUGAGAGCGGUUGAUGAGAUAAUUGAAGUUUAUGAUUCUUUAAAUGAGAAAGGUAAUAAUAAGCUUGAAUUGGCUGCUGAUGAAGUGAAGCCAGUUAUAGAAAAGCUUGCUGAUAAUAAAAGCUGCAUGGAUACUGAAAGUCUAGUCAAUAGCUCCAACAUGGAUAGUGAUAAAAAGCUAGAAGGCCAUUCUUUCACUGGAAGGAGUCAUGACAUGCUCAAUUCUGAUGGACCUUCUGUCACUGUAACAGGGGACACACGUUGUAUUGUAAAUUCCGCUCUUGAUGAGCCUACUGAAAACGUAUCCAUCCUUGAUGAAAUGAGGGAUACCCCUUUAUCCACCAGUUCACUUUCGAAGAAGCUAAGGGAUGCACAGCCACAGAAUUGCUAUACACGUAACAGGGUUCCAUUGAUGCGGAAGUCAAGAAGUUCAUUAAGUGUUGAAUCAAGAAAGGCUCAAGGCUCUGGUAAACUUCUGGGUCGUACCAGUUUGGAUUCUAUUGAUUUGGUUUCUGAUGACAAUAAGGAAGAUUUGCAUCGUCAUAAGCAUGUAGAAGAUGACAAAGCUAACCCAGGUUCUGUUUCAAAACCAAACAAUGUUUGGUUGCAUUCAAGUGGAGGCACUUUCAAACAACCUGAAUUUUUUGAGACUAGUAACAUCGAUAAAAAGUUGAAUCCUCCUGCUAAGGUAGAUGAUACCUGUAACAGUGAAGCAUCUGAAAAUGGAGCUUCAGAGACAGAAUUGAAAUCGAAUGGUACAUCAAAUCUUCCCAUGGCCACAGCAGUAAUUUUCAAGAGAAAAAGAAAAUCAAAUAGAACAGUUCCUCAUUCUACAGAUUGUACUGCACCAAAUAAAGAUGAAGAAUUGCAGGCUGAGUCAAGCGAAAACCUUGCAGAUUCUCCAAACUCAAAGAAUGAAGUGAAUAAGUCAGAUGGAGAUGAGCACUUGCCAUUGGUUAAAAGGGCAAGGGUUCGAAUGGGAAGGCCUCAGUUGGAGUACUCAGCUGUUGAUGAGAUUGAUGUUUCCAAUAACAAAGCAGAGCUUUUUACACCUGUGGACCAAUGUGGUAUUCAUAGUACACAUGCAAUACAAGGCAAUGAUUAUUCAGCUGAUCAAGUGUCCGCUGUGGUAAAUACUGUUUCUAAUUCAUCAUCCAUAUUUGACAUGCCUGUCUCGUCAGGGGAUGGUAAUCCUUCUUGGAAGAAUAAAGAAUACCAACCAAAGAUUUUAACAUUGGAUGUGGAAGCUGCUUUGCCUCCGUCUAAACGCCUUCAUCGCGCCUUAGAAGCUAUGUCUGCUAAUGUUGCUGAAACUGUUAAUGGUCUACCUGAAGUAACAGGACUAAAUGACUUGGUUUUAAGCAGCCCUUUUUCUUUAGCAAACAGCAAUUCUAAUAAAUCUGCAGAAGCAGUUGGUGCAACCUUCAAUAAAUCUGCAGAAGUUCAAAGCCCUAGACCAUCUUUGAACAUGGAAUUCGUGCAUAGCCCAACAGGCAAAAUGUAUACCUCAGAAUCAAUUUUACAAAAUAACAAUGUUCCUCAUUCUACUUCAGUUCCUUCAGAAGCAAAUGAUAUUGACAAUCAUAUCAUGAUAAAAGGUAAUAUUUGUGAAGGAACCCACAUGGACAGCAAAAAUACCAACGGUUCCUUAGUUUGUAAUGAAGUUGAUAAUGAUGUCUGUGGGAAACCUUCAGCCCUUUGUAUGAAGUUGAAUGAGCCUGCUCUUGAUGUCACACUAGCCACAUCUGUACCUGACCGGCUAUCUUCGUCUUUGGAGAAAGCUGGUGGAAAUGCGGUCACAAAACCAAUCGGCGGCAAGGACACAAAACCAAUCAGUGGCAAGGACACAAAACCAAUCGGCUCCGCUGCUUGUGAUGUUGACAGAAGUUCUGAGCCAAUUGAACAGACAAACAACAAUGUAAUCACUGAUGCUAUAUGCCGUGGUGAGACUGUUAUAGCUGAAUCAACAAAUAAUGUGAGGGAUACAUCAAGCAACUCUUCAUUGGCUACUAAAUUGUCCAGUAUAUUAUCCGAUGCAGACACCCGGGCAUUUGAAGUGCAUACAUUCUCAGCUUUGGCAUUGAAAGAACUGAACCACAGGAACCUAAAGGACAAGAGCACUUCUCCGGAUUCAAUGCCAAUGAAAGAACUCAUAGCUGUUGCACAAGCUAGAAGGUUAUCUCGAUCAACUACCUUUCCAGAUAACUUCUUAAAUGCCAAGUACAUUCCCGAAACUUUAGUAAGUACACCUCCCAAGGAAGGAUUGCACAGGCAGUUAUCACCUUCGAAUCGAAUAAUCAGGUCCACCUUGACAAAUGAUAAUUUUCAGUCUAGGAGUCCUUUUGAUAGUAUUCAACAUAAGAAAUUAGCAGUUCAUGAUGAAGCCAAUGCUGCACGAAGGGCUUUCAAAGAUUUCCUUGAUACACUGACGAGAACAAAAGAAAGUAUAGCACGUGCAACACGGCUUGCUAUUGAUUGUGCUAAAUUCGGCAUUGCUGGUGAGGUAAUUGAUAUUAUUGUUGAACACCUGGAAAAUGAAUCUAAUUUAUAUAAGAGGGUGGACCUCUUCUUUCUUGUGGAUUCAAUAACACAGUGCUCUCGCAAUCAGAAAGGUGGAGCUGGGGAUGUAUAUCCAUCUCUUAUUCAGGCAGUUCUACCUCGAAUACUCUAUGCUGCUGCACCUCCUGGAAACUCAGCUUGGGAGAAUCGAAGGCAGUGUCUUAAGGUCUUGAAACUUUGGCUUGAGAGAAAAACACUUUCGGAAUAUAUCAUCCGUCACCAUAUUAGAGAAAUUGAGACUAUCAAUGAGGCAUCAUUUGGAAGUUCUCGUCGUUCUUCAAGAACAGAAAGAGCUCUAAAUGAUCCUUUGCGUGACAAUGAAGGAAUACUUGUUGAUGAGUAUGGGAGCAAUGCUGGUUUUCAGCUACCCAACUUAAUUUGCACAAAAGUACUUGAAGAAGAGGAAGGAAGCUCCUCUGAAGAUAGGAGUUUUGAAGCUGUUACACCUGAACAGGAUGCCCCAGGUAAUGAUGAUGAAGAAGAAUCUCAAAUGCCUGUGGAGAAGCACCGGCGUAUCCUUGAAGAUGUUGAUGGUGAGCUUGAGAUGGAGGAUGUAGCUCCACCUUCUGAAGUCGAAGUUAGCACCAAAUGCCGACCAGAGCAAAGGGGCACCAAGUCUGCAACAUCUGAUCCACGUCCUUCAGAUGUUGGUCCUCCCCUUCCUAUUGAUAGGCCUCCAUCACCUCCACCAUUGCCAUCAUCUCCUCCACCUGUGCCACCACCUCCACCUGUUCCCAUUUCUCAGAGUUCACAGAUGCAGCCAAAAUUACAAAAGACAUUUGAUCCCGUUGGGCUGCAGCCUGCAAGAGCUACCUAUAAUGUUCAAAGUCAACAACAGCAUUCUACUGUGGAGCACCCAGGAAACAUGAAUCCUUCUGUGGCAUCAUUGCCGCCUCCACCAUUUUGUCACUCGGGAUAUGGAGGUCACCCAAAUCAGAUACCACCUCCCCCGCCAAUGGCACCACCCAAUCCUCCUGGUUCCCAUGGGAAUUUCCCUGCUGCACCCCCAGGACCAUACCAGGGGAAUAACUACCAUCGACCCCCAACUACAUCAAUUCCUAACGAGGGGUAUCAUUUGCAACCACCACCCCCUCCGCCGCCUCUAAAUCAAUUCCCUUGUGUGCCAGCAGAACCUCAACAAAGGCCACAUCAUUGGGGCAAUAACUGUUCAUCUUAUCCUGAGAGAUAUCGGUACGAUGGACGUGAUCGAGGUCAUCACAUACAUGAUAGAAGUCACGGGCAUGAUAGACAACACCAUUUUGAUGAUAGAGCAUAUCACUACGAUGAUGGAGGAUAUCACUACGAUGAUAGAGCCCAUUACUUUGAUGAUAGAAGACAUCAUUUCGAUGAACGAGGGCAUCACUUCGAUGAGAGAGCUAUUAGGGGACCAAUGCACCAUGAGGUUGCUGAGAGGGGAAGAUUUCCCCCUUUUCUGCCAGGGCCUCCAAUUCCAGACCAUUUUGAAGCUUCACCAGUCCCGAUGCACUAUGGACGGCCAUCGGAUCCUCCACCAGGGCCUUGUGCAGGCUGGUCUAGACCCCCUAGGAUAUCUAACUAUUCUCCCUCCAGACAUUCUAUGGAGCCUCCGGUUUCACAUGUACCUGGAGGACAUGGUAGCUGGAGACCAAGAUAACCUUUCGCUAUAUUGAAAUGGUGCUGAUGCUUUUUUAGUUUGGGAUUUUUGGCUUUGGUAAACCUGGAAGGCUGAGGUAGCUAACUGUCUCCCUCAGUGGGGUCUAGCGCGAAACUACCCUGAAAGUGGCUAGGCGUUACCUGCCUCCCUGUACAUAUGUAUCUUAGAAUUAUUCUGCGAUUGUGGAAGGAACGGCAGUCCCAACCGCAUGAAGAGCUGUAUCACACAGGUAGACUGCUCGACCACAUGGAGAGCUGAAUCUUAAGGAUAGGCUGUCAUGUAUCAACCAAUGUUAGCUGUAGAUUGUGUUGUUAGUCCGACAGUGUUCAAUUUCAUUCGGAUGAAUUUCAUUGCUUAUGUCCAUUAACGUA
Messenger RNA from Phragmites australis (common reed), 5155 nucleotides. RefSeq names its product protein HUA2-LIKE 2-like. Gene Ontology annotation, cellular component: nucleus. Lineage: Eukaryota; Viridiplantae; Streptophyta; Magnoliopsida; Poales; Poaceae. Gene Ontology annotation, molecular function: transcription coregulator activity; double-stranded DNA binding. The transcript is spliced from 12 exons. The coding region runs from base 300 to 4784 and encodes 1494 amino acids. The record is from RefSeq and is a predicted model, not a curated record. Gene Ontology annotation, biological process: regulation of transcription by RNA polymerase II.